AGAGCGUAGGCAGCAUGUUCGGCGCGGCGUUCUGCAGCGCCGACGUCACUCGUGACGGUCACGCCGACCUGAUCGUCGGCGCGCCGGCGCAGCACCGCUGGGCCGCCGACUACGACACCGGCGCGACGCACAUUUAUUCUAAAUCGAUCAAUCCCUUCGAUAAUGAAACAGUCGAGAUGGAUUUGAUAUUGACAAUAUGGGGGGUGAAGAGCGGCUCACGGUUCGGUAUGACUUUGUCCACCAACGAUGUGAACGGCGACUCUUAUCCUGAAAUAAUUGUCAGCGCACCAUUCGAGAAGUCAGGAGGCGUGUUAUACGUUCUCUGCGGCUACGCCAUACAUGAGACUAUUAAAAACAAACGAACAGACACUAUAUUAGUGUCAGAACUGGCCAGGACACAGUGGAUUGAGAAGAGCAAGUCUUUUGGAUUCAGUCUGCAGCCGGUCGCUGAUUAUAACGACAAUGGGAGCGAUGAACUUGCAGUUGGUGCCCCGGAGGAAUCGACCGUUACAAUGUAUAGGGGAAUCCGGGCCAUCACAGUGAAUGUUACCUCUGAAUUUACAGACUAUGCGACAAAGACAUCCACUGAAUUUGGCUUUGCUUCAUGUGUCACCAUCGAGAAUCCUAAAGAACCCAAACAAAUUACAAUGAGGUUAUUGGUUAAGAAUGUGUUGACUGGCGAUAAGGCUACGUUUAAAAGCAACGAAAAGGUGACAUACGAGAUAGUUUUAACAGACAAGCCUACAAAUAUUAAUGGGACACUGCACCGAUAUUGUCGGGACUACCUUAUUACGACCUGUUUCUCCUGUAAGGUCAACACAACAGUUUCUUUGAUGGAGGAUAUUGAAACUGUAAAAGAUUUCAAAAACACUUGGGUGACAAUAAGUCCGCAGAGCAGCCUAACCAAAGAGACACAACCGCAGUGCAACUGCGGCGGAGUGCCCUGCGAGCCUGAAUACUCCGUGGAACUGCUUUGGUCUGGGAAAAGUGGCAGAACUCAUCAAUACAUCGUCGGCUCAUCUGACAUGGAGACAGUGACGGUCAUAGUGAGCAACAACGGCACUAUGGGAUGCGGUGCGUGCGCGAUUGUGGGCGUGAGCGGCACGCUCGUGCACACACUGCCGUGCGCCAAGGAGAUGGAAGCGUAUAAGUGUGAAUUGCCGGCGCCUUUCCGCACUAGAACCAAUAAAACAAUAGACGUCCAGCUGCAGACAAACACCCUGAACAUCGAAGAGAAGGGACUCACAAUCGACGUGGAAGUGCGCAAGGAAUGUAACAAACCGUACGCGGUGCAUUCCUCUCUUACGCUGAACUACGAUUUUGAAAAUGUGCUUGAAAAUGUUGAUAUUCACGGGUCCACUAUAAAUCGAGUCAUAUCCGACGCAGAACUAGAGGAUUCGAAGGAAGAUAAGUUGUCAGUGGAACACACCUAUACUAUUUAUAAUAACCAGUCAUUUCAAUGGAAGAAAGUGUUCCUGACGAUAGAUGGAAUGGACAACACGUACAUAGAUAAAUCUACGGUAAGGGUUGGCCAACCAAACAAAUGUUCAGUGAAACUGACAAACAUUUGGAAAUGUUCAAUCCCUUUGGCGCCGAACUCUACGACAACAAUAAUUGUGUCUUCGACUAUUGUCAAAAAUCAGCUAGCGAUUUUCCUAAAGAAAGGUAGUACAAAAAUAACAUCAAAACUAAAGCUGCAAUUACUACCAGACAAAACCAAGGAUAAAUCGAUAUCUACAGUAAUAACGUUGGAAGAAAAGCCGAAGAGCCCGAUAGGAACUAUUUUGAUCGCUAUCGGCGUGGGCUUGCUUCUGCUACUCAUCAUAGGAGUUAUACUUUAUAAGUUGAACUUCUUUAAAAGGAAAACGAAAGAAGAGUUGGAAGUGUUGAAGAGUGAAAUGAGAAGACACAGUUUGCGGAGCGGUACAUCAUCUGACAAUCGAACUCAACCGGCAGUUGAUCCAGCAGUAACAGUCCCAGACUCAGAUCAUGACUUCGAUAUGGUGGACUUGAUAGUGGAUGAAACUCCGUUGGCGAAGUCUUUGUCCUCCGAUCAGCUGAACUCUAUAGCAGCCAAUCCGGACUUGGUGAAGUUGGACUGUCCGAAAAAACCGGAUAGAUAUGACAAAGAUGGGUUUACGCAUGUGUAAUAAAUAUAAAUGGUUUUCUUAUGAUUUGUAUGUAAAA
This is a messenger RNA of Cydia amplana, 2187 nucleotides long. RefSeq names its product integrin alpha-IIb-like. Lineage: Eukaryota; Metazoa; Arthropoda; Insecta; Lepidoptera; Tortricidae. The transcript has 18 exons. Bases 15 to 2150 code for a protein of 711 amino acids. Gene Ontology annotation, molecular function: integrin binding. Gene Ontology annotation, cellular component: integrin complex; external side of plasma membrane. Gene Ontology annotation, biological process: cell adhesion mediated by integrin; cell-matrix adhesion; cell-cell adhesion. The record is from RefSeq and is a predicted model, not a curated record.